Molecule: messenger RNA, 1407 nt
Organism: Zophobas morio
Lineage: Eukaryota; Metazoa; Arthropoda; Insecta; Coleoptera; Tenebrionidae
Product: G-protein coupled receptor 143-like
Exons: 6
Coding region: 216-1301 (361 amino acids)
Biological process (GO): melanosome organization; cell surface receptor signaling pathway; G protein-coupled receptor signaling pathway
Cellular component (GO): plasma membrane; melanosome membrane
Molecular function (GO): dopamine binding; L-DOPA binding; L-DOPA receptor activity
Source: RefSeq, a predicted model, not a curated record
UCACUCUGCCACGAUAAUCUUGUUCUGUGCAAAUAAAUCGUUUUCUCCACACAUAUCAAAUUAUUGCGUCGAAAACUGAUAACUAUCCAUUCCCUGUAGAUUAUGUGGUAUCUCGCACGAACAAAAACAUGUGUGAAAGUGCAGCUGAAGAAACUCCAAUCGAUAUGAAGUUUUAACAGUGUUUUUACGGCUUCUGGCUUUCGAAGUGCUUCAGCAUGGCCGACCCGACUAUACAGACCUUUUGCUGCCACCACGGAAAUGGCACCGACAUGGCGGUGACCAUCAUGCAAGAAUUCAACACCGACGCAUACAAUGCCGUGUGUAUUUUCUCGUCGUGUCUGGGCAUACUGGGAGCUGUUUAUCAAAUUUUGCCCAGGCAAGAGUUCUCGAAUAGGCAUAGGUGGUUGUCGUUUUCGGCCGAACGAGGUAGAAAAAUUAUAGUGUGGUUGGCAAUCGCGGAUUUGUUGGCUUCUUUAGGAGUAUUUACAAGGUCGACGAUAUGGAUGAAUUACAAAAACAUUAUGCCGGCUGUCGAGGAUGACUCCAGUGUCGUAUUUUGUGCCAUUUCUUCCGCUUUGAUUCAAUACUUCUAUACAGCGACGUGGAUAUGGACUUUAAUUUAUGCCAUCGAUAUGAGGUUUAUUUUGAGCGAGCAGGCUUCCAGGACCACCUAUUACCACCUGGUGGCUUGGAUUUUACCAGCGAUUUUAACCGCAACGGGUUUAUCCUUGCUGUACCUUCCGGAUGCCAAUUGCCACACUACCACGUCUUUGAAAACCGCAGUCGUACGAAUAUUACCCAAUUAUGUGGCUACGUAUGUACCUAUAGCGACCGUAAUGAUCGCCAAUCCGUGUCUGUACCACAAGUCCUCGAGAGACAUGGAGCAAAUAAUAACCAGUGCCUCUGGUCAAUUCACCAGUAGAGAAAGAGAAAUUCUAGACGCAAUCAAAGUCAAAUUUUCUGUGAUAAAUUUCGUGUUUUAUUUGUGUUGGAUUCCAAACUUACUUAACGGUAUUUUGCUAUGGACGCUGUGGUUCCACUUGCCGGCGGAAUGGAUCAUAGCAAUCUGGUACAUUAUGGCUUUAAUGAAUCCACUCCAAGCUUUAUUUAACUGUAUGGUCUACAGAAGGUGGAGAAACGGUUCCGAAAAAAUAAUUCUCCCGUGGCGAAAAAUCGAGGGCUGUUAUCCCACUGCUCACACCGAACCCAGUCCCAACUCCCUCAGCAACAGCGCCCGUGAGGAAAUCCUGCCCUUGUUACGAAACGCCCAAAGCGUCAACGGUUACAGAAAUUACUGGUGAUUUUUGUAACGAAUUGUAAUUUAAUAAAUACAAACUUUCGUAACUUCUUUUAUAAAUAAAUAUGUACUAAAAACAAUAAAUACUUAACUGCAACGAAUAUAAAGAA